This is a messenger RNA of Paramecium octaurelia, 435 nucleotides long. The record is from the annotation of a GenBank genome assembly. Lineage: Eukaryota; Ciliophora; Oligohymenophorea; Peniculida; Parameciidae.
AUAAAAUGAGCUUUAAUAAUCAAAACUAUAUUUGUGAAGAAUUUAAGGUGGAAGAAAUAAUAUUUGUACCUGAUAUAAGAUAAACUAAGUCUAUUGUUACCAAUCCAAACAAAAUUAAUAAAAAGUUUUUGUAUCAAUAUAAUUAAGAUAUUCAAUUUGUUCAUUUUGCUUAGCCUAUUAAGAAAACGAAGAUACUACUCCAUAUUAAUGCAAGAAUAUCACUUGUGGUAAAUUUGUUAAAAUACCCAUCUAAUAUGAAGUGUUUCAAUGUCCCACUUGUUAUGCAAAUAUUCUGCAUCAACCUUAAAGUAUUUGAACAUUAUUCAAUUUAGGCUCAAUAAUUUGUUCAUAGUGCAAGAAAGUAGUAAAAUGGUCUGAUUAAUUAUUAAAUUAAGCAUCCUAAAUAUCGUAAGGCAUAAAAAAAUAAAAUUGAAG